Messenger RNA from Rhinichthys klamathensis goyatoka, 4665 nucleotides. RefSeq lists its product as uncharacterized. The transcript has 7 exons. The record is from RefSeq and is a predicted model, not a curated record. Lineage: Eukaryota; Metazoa; Chordata; Actinopteri; Cypriniformes; Leuciscidae. Gene Ontology annotation, biological process: cell differentiation. The coding region runs from base 217 to 4203 and encodes 1328 amino acids.
AGAGAGGAGUAUCUGAAAGCAGAGGAGAGCACAGUCUGCAUGGACUGUUCAAGACUGCUUGCUCUCUAAAGAACAAGAGUUUCUUAAGAAAACUGGAAUAAUGUGGAAAUGCCUCACCUGAACCUUCCAGACCAGAUUCAUAUGGACUGUCCGAUGUAAAGGAUUUUACAGCGCCGAACAAGGAAACUGAGGGAUCCAGAAGUUACAGGCCGCACGAUGUCUUCUGGCAGUGACUCCGUGGGGGAUCUGAUUCCCUCAGAUAUGCUGCAGGUGUUCAGUGAGGAACGGCAGGGGGGCAGAGGUAAACGGGGCAGGAGACGGAUAGGAUCCUUCAGCCGUGCGUUCAGGUGGUUGAAGAGCCAGCGCAGGAAAUCCCGCCGACACGCUACAGAGAUGCGUGGAGACCUGCUCGCCAUUGGAUCACCUGUAGAACUACCACAAUCCACACUUAAAACAGGCCCUAAAGAGGAAGUUGUAGGUGCUGUUUCUCUUCAGAAGUUCCAAGAAAAUGUAUUUGUGGAGGGUGAUCGGCCUAAAUAUGUGUUAGACCUGCACACAGAGGCCCAGCAGGGCCUAAAACAGCAGCAGGAGGAUGAUAGGAAUGGGACGGACUACCCUGAUGACCAAAGUAUGAUUUCAACAGUAACAGCUCAGACUGAAGACAGCAUGGCCUUCAGUGAACUGAGAGGUUUUGAAUCUGAGAGCACAGCUGCUGAUUCUGUUUCGAUGUGCUCCUCCAUGUCCUCACGAUCAACACGUUCAGGACUCAAACGCCAAGCCUCAACGUUUAGACCUUUGAAGCCGGAUAAGACUGCAGAGAGGACCAAGUCUCGUAGAAAGCACUUGAGAACUGUUGUAGGAAUUCCUCGACACAUCCAGAGAGAACUGGGGUUGGACAGGGCAGAAUGGAUCACCACCAAUCCUCUUGAUAGCCAGCUGUCCAAUGGAGACAUGAUAAUACCCACCAUAUUUUCCACUGUGGAUGGUGCUUCUGCUAAUGUACAAGACCAUCUACAGGGCAAAGAGAAUCGGCACACAGUUAAGAAACACAACACAGAGGUUCCCACAAUGGCUAUAACCAAAGAUGACAUAAUCCAAAGGUCCUUAAAUCAUUAUGUAGAUCCAGAAAAGUUCGGAGCAGGCUCUCUAGUUGUUCCUUGGACAGAGAACCCAACCGGUGCAGUCAUGUCUAUCUCACCUCAGGCCACAUACAUGUCUAAAAUCAUUCCAAAUGCUGUCCUUCCACCAUCUGUGGAUGUUGUGGAACUCAGUCGCAGCCGAAGUCGCAGCAGUGUCCGAACCGUCAGCAAGAGCAGCCUAGUGUCAGCCAGCCCAGCGUCCACCCGUCCAUCCUCCAGAGCCUCUUCAAAUUAUUCCUCCACCCGUCCAUCCUCCAGAACCUCUUCAAAUUAUUACUCAACCCGCUCAAACUAUUCUCGGUGGAGCAGCUCAGGAUCAUCAGAGACACUAGUAUCUGAUUCCUCCACCAUCUCCAGCAGUAGCACUCCCCGUGUGGCCAGCAGGGCAAGUCAGGUUGAGAACACGGCUAGACCAGUCAAGCUGAACAACCAUGGUUCCCAUGCUCCGUUUAAAACUACUCAUGGAAAUGGGGACUCUACAGAAGAGGAGGACAGCAGAAAAACAGGAUCUGCUGAUGCUUUCACACGUAACUUAUCAGUGAUGAAACGAAGCAAGAUACCUCCAGCUCCUCCCAGCAGGUCAUACUCCUUACACGGGAAACAGACCAAGAGGAGAUCUGAAAAUCCUUACUAUUUGGCUGAUGUCAGCACUCCAGAUGGAUCACCAUACCCCACUGUAUCUGAAAUGAACGUGACCACUCAUGAGUUAAGCCCUAAGAGAGGCUUAUCUACCUCCAAUGGACUCACAACUGUCUCAUCAAAGGAGAUCCAGCCAGUCAGCAUGGACAAGAAAACCACUCCAGUUGAGCUAAAGACAUACAGAAAUAAUCUUCAAAUGUCUUCCAUUGGCGCACCCCAUUCAUACACUAAUGGCACCCGUAAGCUUGCUGAACUGAAUAACAUCUUUCUGUCUGCAAGCUUAAUUAAUGGUAACAAAUGUUCCCCAGCUGUAAUGGCUCUGUUUGACAUUCCUAACCAUCCCAAAGUAUUGGCUCCCCCAGCUCCUCCUCCAGAAACCUGGGCUCACAACCAACAUACUUUCAAACUGCUGUGUGGGCCUGGCCCAGUUAACUAUGCACGAUGGGCUAAAAAGAGAGGUCUUAAAAUUGUGGAUGAACCAGACAUGACCUCAUCAAAUGGUGACGCAGCAUCAGUGUUGCAGGCAGUGGAGCUAAAAGCCAAAGUUAAAUCCUUAGCACCAGUCGCCAGUGUCACCCCGUCUCCGUCACCUCCCCCAGAACAUUACCCACCAAUGCCAAACAUCAGCCAAGCCAAACCUCCUCCGCCCCCUCCAGACUUUGUUCCUUCAGCUCCUACGCUAGUUGCCAAAGCUAUAAAGGACUUGACUUCUUGGAUCCCUCCACCUCCUCUGUUUCCUGCUCCGGCGCCUCCAGUAGGCACAGCUUCUGAAACUCCUGUCGCUGUGCCAAAUGAUACCGACUUCCCUCUGCCACCCCCACCAUUUUCGCCACGGUCUAUACUUAUAAUGCCUCAAUUACCACCAGAUGUUCCACCGCCACCACCACAAGAAGUUCCACCUGCACCACCACAAGAAGUUCCACCGCCACCACCACAAGUUCCACCGCCACCACCACAAGAAGUUCCACCGCCACCACCACAACAAGUUCCACCUCCACCAACACCACCUUCUGAACUACAGAAAAUCCAACCCCCUCUGCAAGAAUCCCAAUCUUCAAUACCCAAUGUGUUAGUAGCAUUAUCUGCAACUUCUCAACAAAUCAACGUUACUCCACCUCCUCCUCCACUACCCACUGAUGUAAGAUUUCAACAAGUCACUGUUCCUCUUCCUCCUCCACUACCUACUGAUGUAAAAAUGGAGGACAGACUAGAGACAACAGAAACAGCGAAACAGACAAGCAGUCCCUCACUGACCAAAGAGGAGACCUCCAGUCCAGUGGUCACCCAGUCUCUCUUACAGUUGGUUCGUCUAAGGUCGGUAAAGUCCAAUCAGAGUCAGGCUGUAGAUCUCGAUAAACCAUCACAACCCAAACCAAAAUCGGGUGUCAAUCAAGAGGUGCCACCAAAACCAAUUAGACGGUCUUUGAUUAUGACAUCACUGCCCCCUGAUGUGGAAGCUCUGUCCGGCACAGAGCCAAAAACCGAAUCUCCAUCUGUCAACGUGCACACAAACACAACCACUGUACCAAAUACUCAGAAAGAGUCAACUGAACUAAAGACUAAAUCAAAUAAUAUUGUUCAAAACCCCCAAAACACAAGACUUGAGCCUGCAUGCUCAUCAGCUACAAGUCCAACCACCGAACCAAGGAACACUUCAGCUCCUACUGAACCAGCAACUAAACAACCCUGUUCUGAACCAGAACUCAAACCCCAAACACUCAAGGAACAAAUCCAAGUUACAGCACCUGUCCCUGCUACCCUGCCAAACACAAUGGAACGAAAGGACCAAUCAAUAAGUGAGCCAAAGACUCAACUUCAGGCACAAGAACUCAAUAAGCCUCCGCAAAAUCCAGAGAGGCAAUCAAGCACCGUUGAAAUACCCUCAAAGCUGGAGGGUGAGCAGCCCAAACCCCAAACACCAAUGCCCACUGUCUCUUCCAUGCCUCCCGCAGUCUCUUUGCCCACCAACCCUUCCAUGCGUCUCCAGGAUGCUAUACGUUUGAAGGCUGCCACUAUGUCUCCAAAAGACAAGCAAGCCAAGCUCUUUGGUCAGCGCUCCCCUCUCCCAGUCAUGGCUGGUGGCACCACUGUACCCAACUCCCCUGCAACUACGGCCAGCUUCAUCUUCUCCAAGAGCCCAAAGAAGGUCGUAAUAGAGACACCGUCAUCCUUAGAGGUUCAGGCUGACCUGAGGAAGACUCUGGUGGCAGAGUUGGCAUCUGUUUCUGAUUCAGCCAAGUCUAAUGACUCACACAAAACUGCUAACAAAGUUCCUCCACCUAUUUCUAAGAAACCCAACAGGGUUGAGAGCGUUGUUCAGAACUCUGCAGAGUCUGUUGCCAAGACUGAGCAUGUGCAAACAGAAACUGUACAAACUGCCGGACAGGAAGUACAGACAGAGAACUAUGAGAGAAAAACAAAUUAACAAACACAAACACAAAUGAUUUUACUCUAGAGUUUUUGCUUUUUCACAGAUAAACAAGGCUUUAGAUCUUAGGCUCAAACUGCUUAAGCAAUUUUGAAAUAUAAAAUACUUAAAAAGUCUUUAUGUACAGAUAGGCAUAUUGCACUUUUUGUACACUGGUUUAGUGUAACUGAUUCUCAUUCAUGGGAAUGCAUGUCACUGGUAUUUGGAAAUGAUAAAUAUUCUUAUUUUUAUUUAUGUGUCCUGAGUUCUAGACAGAAGCCAUGCUAACUUCUAGCACUAUAGAAAACAGCAGGAGAGCACCAUGAGAAUGAUGUUUGUAAGUUUGUAAAACCGAGUUUACCACCCAAACUCUAUAGUGGAAUUUUAGAGGUAUUGGUGUAAACUGAAUAUAAUUGCAUUACAAAAGAAAUGAAGGUAAAGAAUGUAAGAUAAAGAAUGAAAAGAAGCUAAGCAAAAAGA